GAUGACACCUUCAGGCUCUGUUUUCUGUCUCGUGGUCGUCCUCUUAUGGAGAAAAGUUGAGCUGAAUUAUUUGAGAAAAUCAUAUAUUCAUCAAGAGAGGAGCUUCGUAUCAGCUGAAGUUGGCAGCAGCGUGACUCUGCAAUGUUCUUAUGGGACUGAAGCUGCGAGGUAUUACUGGUACAAGCAAUCUCUGGGACAGAAGCUGCAGAUAAUCUCUAUCAGUUAUAAAUUUGCUGAAAGUGGCACUUUUCAUGACGAGUUCAAGGACAACCCACGCUUCACCGUGGAAAACAUCGAUGGGAAAAGUCAGUUAAGUAUUUCUGACUUAAAACCAUCAGACACAGGAACUUACUUUUGUGCAAGUGGCAUUUCAUUUGUGUUUGAGUUUGGGGAGGGUGCUACGGUCAGCGUGAAGAAUCCGGUUCUGGAAAACACAGCUUGGGUCCGUCAGUCGGAAUCUGGAGCCGUCCAGACGGGAAGCUCUGUGACUCUGAACUGUACAGUCCAAACUGGGAGCUGUGGUGGAGAACACAGUGUUUACUGGUUCAGACACUCUGGAGAAUCUCAUCCAGGACUCAUUUACACCCACCGAGGAAACAACAAUGAGUGUGAGAAAAGCCAGAACACACAAACACACACCUGCAUGUACGAUCUGCCUAUAAAGAACCUGAGUAAGUCUCACGCUGGGACUUAUUACUGUGCUGUUGCUUCAUGUGGACAAGUUUUGUUUGGAAACGGGACGAAGCUGGACUUGGAAAGUGAGGCCGUCUCUCUGUCCUUGGUUUAUUUCUUAAGUGCAGCUUUGAUUUUCACCGUCAUCCUGAGUGUGUUACUGGCCUUCACACUGCACAAGAUGCACAAGAGAAACUGCUGCCAAACUUCAGAGUUUAAUGGAAGACUUUUAUGUCAACCAGCAACAAGCACAGAGGUUCACCAAGAUGCAGGCGACCUCCAUUACGCUGCUGUAAAUGCCAACCAGCUCAGCAGAUCAAGGAGACACAGGAAGAGCUCAGAGUGUGUGUACUCAGCUAUGACGCAGUAGACUGGAGACGGUUCAGUUCACUCUCCUAAAGCUGCCUGGAGAACUGAAGCACAGCUUUCUGACUGUUUCAGGGUCAACGACUGGAGAAUAUUUUUGUGUUUUUUUUUUUUUUAACAUUUCACAGAAUAAACUUAU
Xiphophorus maculatus (southern platyfish) is the source of this 1177-nucleotide messenger RNA. Its product is annotated as V-set and immunoglobulin domain-containing protein 1-like. Gene Ontology annotation, biological process: response to bacterium. The record is from RefSeq and is a predicted model, not a curated record. The transcript is spliced from 5 exons. NCBI's taxonomy places the organism in Eukaryota, Metazoa, Chordata, Actinopteri, Cyprinodontiformes, Poeciliidae. The coding region runs from base 2 to 1042 and encodes 346 amino acids.